ACUGGUAAAACUGCUUUGUUCUUUGCGGCACAAGCUGGACAUUUGUCUGUUGUACAGGAACUACUGAGAAAUGGAGCAAGUGUUGAUUACAGCAAUAAUAUGAAGGUAUGUACUAUUAAUUUAACACAAAUGUUGCCGAUUAUUUUAUUUCAGACUGAAUUAUACAGUAUAUACAAAAUGACAAAUCUACAGUACGAUAUAUGGCAUGCUAUGCGAGGCUAUAUUAUGGAUUGGUAUAUGGCUUGUACGAUAUUGUCAAGGUAUGAUAUGGUGUAAUAUGGUAUGUUUAUUAUGGUAUAUGAUAUAGUACCGUACAUGGUUAUAUGGUUUACUAUGCGGUCUUGUACGGUAUUGUAUGGUAUACUAUAGUAUGGCAUGGUAUGAUUAAGUAUCUUAUGGUAUUGUUUGAUGGUAUGGUUAGGUAUGGUAGGGCAUGGUUAGGUGUGGUUAGGUUAGGAUAUGAUUAGGUAUGGUAUGGUUAAGUAUGGUAUGGUAUGAUUAGGUAUGGAAUAUACUUUAUCCCGAGGCAACGGAACAAAACGCCGUUCUGGGCGUGUAAGCCCGGGGCGAGGGUACUAAUUCCGCUUGGCUAUUUAAACCCGGGAAAAGGAAAACAUUAGCGAUCGAAGUCUAACGUUCAUCAAUAAUUGCGGGCGCAUGGCUAUGGUUCAUGGACAUUGAACUAUAAUUUUAUAGGUAAACUGGAAUAAGUCAGGGGGAAAUUGAAGUUGGCGUGCUUUGUAGGUAGUGCCAGUCCCUUUUUACAAAAAAUUGUUGAAAAAUACACUUUUUAUGUCGAUAAAUUUUACCCUUUCAAUUGAUUUUUACCCUUUCCCAAGUUUUUCAUUUUAGAGCGUACUAAGACAGUUAAAGUUUCAUUUAAGUACUUACAAUGAACAAAAAUCGUUCAACUAUACUGAUUAAAACAAUGAAACAUUUAUACAGGACCAACACAAAAUUUGUCAAAAAACCGCGCGAAAAUAAUUGGUUUUUCUGAGUUAUGAGGCAUUCUUGAAAGAGUUGGGAGAUACUGUAUUAUAAUACAAUUCAUGUAUAAAAAUGUUAUCUGCAUUUGAAAAUUUCUUUUCAAGUACUCAUGAAGCGCUCAUACAAUGCCAACAAGAAGAUGCAAUGCCGAGAAUAAUACCACUUGAAAAACGUCAAUUUAUUCGUGCUUUAGAACAAAUAAAACAAGGACUAAAAGCUCUGGAUAAAUAACAAUUACUUGGGGGUUAGUACAAAAUAAGUUUUGGGACUGUCACACAAUGUUUUGUAGUGUCACAUUUUUUGAGUUGUGAAGAGCGAAGUUUUCUUCGUCACGUCCAAACGUUAGGCGAGGAGGGGUUGUUGCAUGCAUGUAUAUUUCUAUUAUUAUAUAAUGGUGCAACAUGAGCUCCACCUUUGAAUUUACUAUAUGCGGAGUAAAUUGUUAAACGCGUCCGAAAUUAUCAAUACAAUAAAUUCGUAACUCCUCAUUAUGUCACGGUUAGGGUUAGGGGUUAGGGCUAACAUGUGUCGCGAAUUUAUUGUAUUGAUAAUUUAAUUCGGACGUGUUUAACAAUUUACUCAUAUAGUAAAGACUAGAUGACACAAUUAACGAUGGUUUAAUACACUUAAGUUAGCUCGAUAUAGUUAUCACAAGAAUCCCGUUCAAGAAUCGCGAACAAAACCGGGUGACCAUUUUUACGCGCAAGUCGCGGAAACUGAUUAACAAAAUGAAAGAAUUAUAACUUCCAAAAUGACCUGACGUGAGCAGUUGCUCGCGCCAUCUCACGUCAUUAGCCGUUUUCACAUUAGAAGACGGACAAGUCGUCUAGACGAACAAAUCGUCUCAAAAUCGUCUUUUAGUUGAACAAAUCAUCAGAUGUGAAAAUGUGUCGGACAAAAUUUUAGACGAACAAGUCGUCUGAAUUUGUUCGACUACUUGUCCGUCUGUGAAGACGAUUUUUGAGAGACGAUUUGUUCGUCUAGAUGACUUGUCCGUCUCUAAUGUGAAUAGGGCUAUUGCGCGUGUUCUGUAGCGUUUUAUGUCAAUUGCUGACGUCAUUAGAAUUUUCCAUUUAGUAAAACAAUGCGCUAUAUCUCUCUAUUUUCUCUGGUGACCUAUGUUCAAAUUUUGCAUGCUGUAUUGCACCGCUAAAAACUUUCAUUAUACAAAACAUAAAAAAAUUCUGUAAUGCCAAAAACAUCAUUUACCGAAGAAUACGACAUUUUUGCGUUUUCCAAAAAAAUGGCAUUACAGAUUUUUUUAUAUUUUGCAAAUUGUUAGCUUUUCUUCCAAGUACUUAAAAUAAUGCACGGAAAAAAUUGGGGGUCACCAUGCUUCUUUUCCAACUAUACGAGACGAUAGGUCAUUUUGGAGUAAGUUUCGUACACGUAUGUCGUCAUAGCAAUGAAAUAUAUGUUACUAAAACUAAUAUAAUUUGAAAGUAGAGAUAUCAAAAUAUAUAUAAACCCCAAUAUCUGGUGAAUAAAUUCUAGAAAUACGUAGUCUGAACAUGUCAAAGUGUUGAACACCUGAAUUUUUGAAAACUGUAUCGAGCCACCUUAAUUAAAUGGAUACGACGUUAUACGUAAGGACAGAAAUAGAAUGGGCGGUGGAGUAGCUAUUUACUUUAGAGAUAAUAUAAAUACUAAAAACCGAAAUGAACUUGUGCUUGACUCUCUAGAAGCGUUAUUAUGUGUUGAAGUUCGGAAACCUAAGAGCAAGCCAAUUCUAAUUGUGAGUUGUUAUCGUCCGCCAAACUCAAAUCAUGAAGUCUUAAAGUUAAUUGAAAAUCUUAUUAAAAACUUGGACAAUGAAGAAAAAGAAAUUGUGAGACAAUUUAUUUAAUGAAUAUUUCUCUGAAAUCGGAGAAAAACUAUCAGGAGAAAUUCCCUCUACAAAUAUAAAAUAUGCCGACUACAUAAAACACAACGAAUAUACAUUUGACUUUGUAGAAAUUACUGAGGAUGAAGUUCUAGCUGAAUUAAAAAAUUUAAAAGCCAAAAAGAUUUUGGACCAGGCAAUAGAUCUCCAAAAUUAAUCAAAGACUCUAGUUGUGUAUAAUUGCAUCAACACUGGCGAAUAUUUUUAAUCAGUCACUUAAAAUGGAAAAAUUUCCUAACAAAUGGGCACUCGCUAGAGUUUCUCCAAUCUUUAAGGCAGGAUUAAAGCCUGAACUUGGCAACUAUAGACCGAUAUCUGUUCUCUCAGCUGUGUCUGAAUUAUUUACGAAAUAUCAAUCAGGAUUUAGGAAAGGUUUUUCCACAUCGACAGCACUGAUAAGUGUUACAAAUGAACGGUUAUGUAACAUUGACAAAGGCCUAAUAAAUGGCGUAUUAUUUCUUGAUUUAAAAAAGGCGUUUGAUACUGUAAAUCAUGAUAUUCUUAUUGAGAAAUUAAAACUUUAUGGCUUUCAAAAACAAUCUCUAUCAUGGUUAGAAUCCUACUUGAAAGAUAGGAAACAAUUUUGUAAAAUUAAUCAAAGUCAGUGAUCAAUCAGGAACUUUCGAUGUGGGAUACCUCAAGGAUCAAAUCUUGGCCCACACUAAAUACAACUAAAACUGAAUUCAUGAUAAUAGGAUCCAAGCACAACCUUACUAAAGUUCAAAGGGAUCCAAUUAUGACAAUUGGAAAUAAUAAUAUAAAACGCGUUUAUAAAACAAAAAGUCUGGGAAUCAUUAUAGAUGACAAGCUAAAUUGGAAGGAGAAUAUACAUAGUAUCUGUAAGAAAACGUCGAAGGGUAUAUGAAUGCUACGAUUUUGUAAGUCUUUUGUUUCUCGAGAUACUUUAAGAAAUGAUUUAUAAUGCACUUAUUCUACCUCAUUUUGACUACUGCUCCCUUGUUUGGAGUAAUUGUUCAGAAACAUUGAAAUUAAAAUUACACUAAAAACUUCAAAACAGGGCGGCAAGGGUCAUUACAGGUGAUAAUUAUGACGUCCGAUCAAAACAAAUAUUACUUAAGUUAGGCUGGAAAACGCUGGAUGAAAGGCGACAAAAUCUCAUGGAAAAUGUAUGAGUAAUGUUAUGAAUGAUAACGGUCCGGAGAUAAUAGCUAGCCUUUUUGAAAAGUGCAACAAUUUUAAUUGUAAUUUAAGAAGUAAUGGCAAAUUUCUAAGACUGUCAAAACCAAACACGAACUCUAUGAAGAGAAGUUUUAGUUAUAUGGGGGCGAAGACCUGGAUAUUAAAAAAAGGGUUGGAAAAUUUUUCCGGACAUAAACCAGUUAAAUUAAGGGUCAAAAUAAUUUUUCCGUACAAAUUCCUGUUAAAACGUGGGUGAAGCUCUUAUUUUUGGACCAAUAUCUGUAAAAUUUAGGUCUAUAAAUUCUAUUCAAUUCCCUCCGAAAGCCCUGCAAGUUACUUAAUAACUCUAAAAUAACUUUAAAAUAUUUGAUUGCCCUGCCAAUCCAGAUGAUUCGUAUUUUUUUUUUGGGGGGGGGGUCAUACUCCCCUCAUGUUUCGCCCCUGAUGUCAAUUGAUAGGUUACCGUGUAUAAAUAUAAUUAAAUUCAAAUACAAAUGAAACCACAAUCAUUAGACAAGAUCGAGCAGGGGUGGGGAGAUUAUCAAAAAAAUAAAAAAGGUCAUCAAGUUUAGAUUAGUUUCAGAUACAGAUUAGAUUAGGGUUAGAUUAAGAUUAUGUUAGGUUUAGGUUAGGGGUUACGGCUCGACAUGUGUCGCGAAUUUAUUGUAUUGAUAAUUUCGGUCGUGUUUAACAAUUUACUCAUAUAGUAAAUUCAAAGGUGGAGCUCAUGCUGAAUGGUGUGGCACCGCAUGCAUGUUUUAUGAUUUGGUCUUUUAUAAAUUUUUUAUAUGUAUUCUUACCAAGGUUUUCAUCCGUUCUUCUUUACUUUUAUUCGAAGGAAACUGCCACUUCAUUGUUUAUUGCCUCACAGUCUGGUUAUGUUGAUGUUGUUAGAGAAUUAAUUUCGUUCAAGCCAUCGCUUAAUGCACCUUUACAG
Paramuricea clavata is the source of this 4946-nucleotide messenger RNA. The record is from the annotation of a GenBank genome assembly. Lineage: Eukaryota; Metazoa; Cnidaria; Anthozoa; Malacalcyonacea; Plexauridae.